CACUAAAUGGUGUAUAUGGAAAUCUUCCUUAUAUAGAACCAGAAGUAAUUACUGGAAAAAAACCCACUUAUGCAUCUGAUAUUUAUAGUAUUGGUAUACUUAUGUGGGAAAUUUCAUCUGGACAACUACCCUUUAUUAAUUAUGAGCAUAAUUAUGACCUUGCAAUGAAAAUAAUAAACGGAAUGAGACCAAAAAUAGUACCAGAAACUCCUUUAGAAUAUAAAAAAUUAAUGGAACAAUGUUGGGAUGCUGAUUCAACAAAGAGACCUAAUAUUUGUACAUUAAGAAAAGAAGUACAUAAGUUAUUAUUAAAAUUUCAAAACUAUCAAGAUGAUAGCCAAAAACAAAUAAUUUCCGAUCAACAUCCAACGAACAUAAAUUAUAAUAGUAAAAUUUAUCAAUUUGAAAAUUUACCUGAACCAAAAAAUGCAACAGAAGAAGAACAAGAAGCAUUCCAUAGUAAACCUUAUAGUUUGAACAUUCCUAAUAAUGAUAGUUGAUGAUUUUAAUAAUUUAAGUAAUGAGAAAAAUGUUAAUAUUGAAUC
Rhizophagus irregularis DAOM 181602=DAOM 197198 is the source of this 545-nucleotide messenger RNA. RefSeq lists its product as uncharacterized. The record is from RefSeq and is a predicted model, not a curated record. NCBI's taxonomy places the organism in Eukaryota, Fungi, Glomeromycota, Glomeromycetes, Glomerales, Glomeraceae.